AAUCACGUCAAUAGAGAAGAGGACUCAUCAGUAUAUAUGUCAUUUUACUACAAUACACUUGACAGCUUUCAAGAGUUUUAGGUGUUUGACAUUUUAGAUUCCUGGACUAAAACCACAGGAGAAAAUGUAUCGCACAUUUUUUUUCUGUUUGUUCGUGUGCCGUCUGAUUGGUGUGUUUGGCUAUCCAUAUGAAGUAAAGACAGUGUCAGUGUCAGUGUAUGAGGGGGAAUCUGUUACUCUACACAAAGGUUAUAUAAAUAAACAGGACUUUUAUUCAAUAGAGUGGAAGUUUGGAACUGAAGAGACUCUCAUAGCUGAAUAUUAUAUUGACUCCAGUUCGAUCUCAAUAAGUGAUACGUUUCUCGAUGGGAGAUACACAGACAGACUGCAGGUUAAUGAUCAGAAUGGAGCUCUCACAAUUACAAACAUCACAACUCAUCACUCCGGACUUUAUCAAAUGAUCACCACCACCAGUAGCAGGCUCAGCGACGGCAUUGAAUUAACCUCAUACGGGUUCAAUGUUACUGUCUAUGCUCAUCUCCCCAUUCCUAUCAUCAGCAGAAAUUCUUCACAAUCUUCAAAAUGUGUGUUACUGUGUUCAGUGUUGAAUGCGACACAUGUGACUCUCUCCUGGUACAAAGAAAAAAGUUUAUUGUCCAGCAUCAGUGUGUCUGAUCUUUACCCCAGUCUUUCUCUACCGCUGGAGGUGGAAUAUCAGGAUAACAACACAUACACCUGUGUAGUGAACAAUCCCAUCAGUAACCUAACUCAACAUCUCAACAUCGGUCAUGUCUGUCAGUCAGGGUCAGAAUGUGUCAACUUUUGCAAUACUACUGAAGCUGUGAUCCGAUUGGUCGUCUCUGCUCUAGUGGGCGUGGCUAUCGUGGCUGUUCUGUUUUAUGAAAUCAGAUCUAAAAGAGCUGAACAGGAGAAAAAAUCAUAGAAAUCAGCAAUCACCAGGGACACAGGAAGAGGUUUUAAGUUGGGGUUACUGUUUGUGGGGUUGUAAUCAGCUAUGACAUCAUCGAGUUUCUGACAACUGUAAAUCUUUAAUAUCCUCUCUAAAAUAAUAAUAAUUAGUUUAAACGUUUCUUUUGAGUGUCUGCAUGUAUAAUUUACUUUAGACAGUUUGUUAAAUUGUUUGGCGUUUGUGGUUUACUCUGAGAUUGCUGCAGUUUGAGUUGUGAUGAGGGCACGUUUGCAGCCUUCGCAUCCAUCUAGUAUUUUUGUACAUCAAUAGGAUGCAAAAAUAACAACAGAGAUUAUAAAAAAUAUAAUGAUAUUUUCAUAUUUAAUUUCAAUUUCAAUGCUUUAUGCACAUUAUUAUCACUUUUCGAACAAAGGUAAUUGUUUGUAUUAUUUACCAUUUUAU
Paramisgurnus dabryanus is the source of this 1372-nucleotide messenger RNA. Its product is annotated as CD48 antigen-like. The record is from RefSeq and is a predicted model, not a curated record. NCBI's taxonomy places the organism in Eukaryota, Metazoa, Chordata, Actinopteri, Cypriniformes, Cobitidae.